GUCAUGUCGGUACCCCUCUCACUCGCCCUUCCCCUGUCCCUGAAAGUCACACUAGGAUUGUCUUGCAAGGCUUCGAGCUAUUAACCAGUAACAUGAUGGUAGGCUUCCGCAUCUGAUCGGGCUUGUCAAAGACAUAUCGACGGAUCGUCGCAGGUGUUUCCCAUGGCCGUAAUGAAGAGGGCCGUCCCCUGGUGGUCCUUGCUGCUCAAUUUUCUGCUGGGUGCGUGUGUUUCGACGCUGCCGGUGGGCUUACUCACGGUCGUGACAGUCACGUUCGGCAAUCUGGUCGGAAGUCUCUUCACGGCGGCCAUCCUUGUCCACUGUGAGAUAGCUCUGCGCGCUUG
Mycena citricolor is the source of this 344-nucleotide messenger RNA. Lineage: Eukaryota; Fungi; Basidiomycota; Agaricomycetes; Agaricales; Mycenaceae. The record is from the annotation of a GenBank genome assembly.